Messenger RNA from Rhizophagus irregularis DAOM 181602=DAOM 197198, 348 nucleotides. RefSeq lists its product as uncharacterized. The record is from RefSeq and is a predicted model, not a curated record. NCBI's taxonomy places the organism in Eukaryota, Fungi, Glomeromycota, Glomeromycetes, Glomerales, Glomeraceae.
AUGAAGGAAAACUUUCCUUAUUGGACAUCUGAAAAUAAAGUGAUCGAUAAAUUAAUUCGUUAUACUCAACUUUAUGCCUCUCAAACUUAUGAUUAUUUGGAAUGGUUCCCGUUCGAGACUUUUGAAAUGGUCAGAUACAUCGGCAGUGGUGGAUUUGGUAGCGUCUGUUCUGAGGGACAAAGGUGGAAUUGGGAUGAUGGUGCGCAAGAAUGGACUCGAGUUGGACCUACUUCAUCAUGUUUUCUUUUAUGGAAAGUGGUUUUCCAAAUAAUAAUUCAGAAAGUAAUAUUAUGCUGGAGAAAGACUGAGGAAGUAGGAAUCUCAAAUACACCCCCGAAACGAAAAUGA